AUGGGUGCAGAUGCAGAGGAGAAUCAACAAGGAGCAGAACCCGAAUUAGCGAUAUCUCGUACCGUUCCAAACCCAAACCCUAAUUCGAUUACUGAAGCUCAAUUCGCAGCCUGGAAACACCGAAAGGUUACAUGGAUUCUGAUGAGAUACGAAGAUGGGAUUGUUCAUGUUGCUAACACAUCUGCCAGAAAAGCUGAAGCUGAAAGGAAACGUGCUGAGGACAUAGCUUCAGGACUGGUUCAAAUGAACGGUCGUGAGCUUUUUGCGCAUGAGCCUUGGGUUUUUGAUAACACACGUUAUUAA
Molecule: messenger RNA, 303 nt
Organism: Striga asiatica
Lineage: Eukaryota; Viridiplantae; Streptophyta; Magnoliopsida; Lamiales; Orobanchaceae
Source: the annotation of a GenBank genome assembly